Molecule: messenger RNA, 14663 nt
Organism: Parasteatoda tepidariorum (common house spider)
Lineage: Eukaryota; Metazoa; Arthropoda; Arachnida; Araneae; Theridiidae
Biological process (GO): embryo development; regulation of transcription by RNA polymerase II
Cellular component (GO): nucleus; chromatin; PcG protein complex
Molecular function (GO): DNA-binding transcription activator activity, RNA polymerase II-specific; RNA polymerase II cis-regulatory region sequence-specific DNA binding
Source: RefSeq, a predicted model, not a curated record
ACCUCCAUAAGCGCAACUAACUUAGCAAUUUAAAUAUGCAUUUGUAAUUGCUUGUUUUUUAUUUUAAAUUUUUGUUUUAAUACGAACUUCUGUUUCAAUUAAUUUGAAAUAUCCAGAUCGUAUAAUGUAUGAAAUUAAUAAAUAUAUUUAUUUCAAGUUGUUAUUGAGUAGGCAUUACAUAAGUUAAUUGUGCUGUACUGUUAUCACUCUAUAUGCCUUUUUAACGAUGCAAAUUUUGACGUAUUGUUUUAUUAUGUUAAAAAUAAAACAAAUAUGCUCGCAAAAUAAUUAAAAUAUUCAUUUUAAUGUAGUAGAAAGCGUAGUUAUGAUUUUUUAUUUUAUUUUAUAGCUGCGUAUAGGCACACCAGUCGUUUUCAUCAUCGUUCUUACCACCAAUCAUGAGUUUCGCACAAUGAUAAAAAUUUGCGUUCAUUUUAUUUAAACAGUUAAUAAACAACAACAUUUUUUUAAAGUUAUUUUACAUUGUCGAGUUACAUUUUUAAUUAUUUGCAAGGACGAGUUAUAACAAAAUUGAUGAAACUUAUAAUUGACCGUUGAUUUAUACAAUAUUAACUUUUCAAAAUUUAAACUCAUUAAAUUUUCACUUUCUCAAAGACUAAUAAUCGUUGACAACAUCUGAAAAACAUUUAAAAUGAUUUUUAAAAGUGUAAUUCACAAUUUUAAUUAGCUAAUUAGUUUUAACAAUUAACCCUACUAUCGCAGAGAACCGCUAUUCCCGUAUGGUCAUUUUAUUUCUUUCAUGAUUCAGAGGAUGAUAAAGGAGGGAGGGAGGGAAAAAAAAUUUUAAAACUCGAAAAUAAGUGAAACGAAAAAUAUGCACGAAUUUGUAUUUAAAUGGAAAGGGAAUGGGCAAGGGCUUACGAAAAUGAAACUGAUCGAUAGGGGGGUGUGAGCGAGGGUGUUGUGAAUGUAGAGUGGGAAGGAAGCAAAAAUACCGUUACUAUGGCAGUGGUUGUAACAGUGAGUGCGUUUGCCACGUGGGUUUAUAGUCGAGGCAGUUGUAGUAAGUGGCGGAGAAGCAGUAAAGGAGCGGACGGUGAGAGAAAAAAAAUCCAUCAUUGGCUCAACCCUUUAACACCAGCAGGCAGUAGCGUCGGACAAAAGGGCCUUCUCCAUCCCCUUGUCCCUCCCUCCCUGUGCGGAGAGCGGUGGCUACCAGAGAAUUCAUCUCUACAUCCACACACACACUCUCAGCAGCCUCUUUUGAAUGCACGACGCCGGCUGAAAGCGGACGAAUGCUGAGUUCUCCCUCUCGCCAUGACAGCACUACUCCCGAAUUUCCUACUCAUCUUGCGUUUCUUAGUACGUCCACGGCUAUGGAAAGAACUAGUAUUGCAUGUGCCACGCCUGUUAUAUCAUUACAAAAAUUGAAGAACUUCCUGAGACAACCCACCAACUUCCUAACUCAACCCCGAUUCAGGUUUCCUCAUCAUGGCCCUGGCGGCAGCCUGGAGGAAGGUCGAGGAGGUGGAGGAAUGGACUCCUCGCAAAUGCACAGUCUCUAUGGUACCCACGGAAAUAGGGCGAACAGUACCAGUAGUGGGAGCCCACCAGUGUCCACCCCAAGCUCCAGCGGAUCUAUGCUAGUGGUGCCUCAACCCAUUAGCGCCGCUACCAAGGGUCCUGGAGCACCAUCAGGGGUGGCCACCAAUGGCACUGGCAGGAAGUACCAGUGCAAAAUGUGCCCUCAGAUCUUUGGGUCCAAGGCAGAUUUGCAGCUACACACUCAAAUCCACAUGCGUGAGGCCAAACCGUACAAGUGCUCUCAAUGCUCCAAGGCGUUCGCCAACUCCUCAUACCUGUCUCAGCAUACGCGUAUCCACCUGGGUAUCAAGCCAUAUCGAUGCGAGAUCUGCCAGAGGAAGUUCACUCAGCUGUCCCAUCUUCAACAACAUAUCCGGACACAUACGGGGGAUAAGCCUUACAAGUGUCGGGCUCCUGGCUGCAACAAGGCCUUCUCGCAACUGUCCAAUUUACAAUCUCACUCUCGUUGUCACCAGACAGAUAAACCUUACAAGUGCAACAGCUGCUACAAAUGUUUCGCUGAUGAAGCGGGUCUAUUGGAGCACAUCCCAAAGCACAAAGAGUCUAAACAUCUCAAAACACAUAUUUGUCAAUUUUGUGGGAAGUCAUAUACGCAGGAAACUUAUCUUGCCAAGCACAUGCAGAAGCAUGCUGACCGUCUUGAAAAACGUCCGUUGCCACCUUUAACCAACAAUAACAACCUCAAUAUACCUUCCAAUCAAUCACUUCGUGGGCCAGCGCCCACGGACAAUUAUUGGACAAAAACUGCCUCCUCGGUAUCUUCCGAAACUCAUCAUGGAAUGGGAGAUCCUUCUUCAAUGGGAUCACCCAUGUCUCCACCUUCUCAUCAUCUGCAUCCGCAUGUCUCAGAAACAUGUCUUCAGAAUAGCAUGAAUGACCAUCAUGCGAGACUCCAUAUGGAUCCUCGCCAUCAACAACAGCAACAACAACAACAGCAGCAGAUGGUGGCAAAUAGUGCCAAUCAUACAAACGGCAGGGACCACGAUUUAGGCUCGCAUUUAGGUCAAAACCAAUAUGAUACUUCAUCUAUGACUCAAGGUCAUCAUCCACCCACAAGUAAGAACACUUCAGCAUUCACUCCCAUUCAGUCGGGAAUGUUGCCUAUUUCUUCAGGACCUCAGCUGUCCAUGCCGUCAGCAACACGUACCUCAUAUUUCCCUUAUGAACCCAUUAAUUUUCCAAAGAGCACAAACCCAAUGGGAUCAAUGGAAGUUAAACAGAGCCAUAGUUCUUUCCCCAAUCAACUUAUUUCUCUUCAUCAAAUUCGGAACUAUGCAUCAAUGCCAACAAUGAGUGGAGGAGAGCAUCCAAUAACGAUGAAAGAUAAAAGUCAACAACAAUGAAAAACAUCAAUAGUUCGAGAGGACUGAAAUCUUCUUUCACGGGAAGAGCGUUCAAAGUUUGUCUUUUCUUAUUCGUAAAAUGUUGAAUCUGUGAAUUUGUUGUAUACCAUCCAAAUACUAAUUUACACCAAUAUCAGUGAACCUUUGAAAGCUCAAUUCCUCAUUUAAGUCUCGGACUGAUGGACUCUUACCUCAGAUUUCUUAAUUCCCGGUGAAUUUUUAGCGUUGUGUUUUACGACAAUUUUACAUUUUUAUGCGAUGUUUGCUGAAAGACGUCUCUAUGUAUAUCACUCACAUCAACGAGUCACAAGCUCUUGGAGAUAUAUAUAUAUAUUACAAACAUAAUUCAGGUUUAAUGAGUUUGAACGUGAUGUUAACUUUGCAUGCCAAGAAGCUUGAAUAUGAGGCAAAAGUUAGCCUUUCCACACUUCUUUUUACAUAAUUAACUUGAUCAGAUAUAAAAUGCUGACAUUUUAAAAUUUAAGUAUUGGCAACUGUUUCUUUCCCUCACUCUCUCCAUCUCGUGAUGAGAAAUCAUUUGAAAAAUUCAAAAUAUAUAUCAUUGCCAUCAAAACAAAAAUAUUUGUGAUUUCGCACCUGUGAUUCGGAGGGAAAGUCCAUCAGACUCAUAAUGGUGCCUUGAAUCUUAGAGAGUGCGUUCCAGUUUAGCCAAUACUUAAACAGUUUAUUCAUUUCAGUCAUUUUUAAAUUUGUAUCCGUUUAUACUGUUAGCAAGUUUCUUAUUAAGAGUAUUGUCUUUAAGUUUCACUAAAUUUGUUAUCCAAACUCUCUUAAAAGAAUAAGUGGGAAUGCUAAUUUUAAUGUCUCUUGCAAUAGUGAGAUCUGUGUAGGACAUUCUCUUUGUAUCCUGUCUUAUACCUCAUCAUAUAGACAUAGUAUUAUCAUUCAAAACUUAACAUUUUACUGUAAGUGCAUCAAUUCCAACAUGCAAAAAUAUUUUUCAUGGCUCAAAUGUUUUAAGUAAAGUGUGGUAUACAGUUUUCAUCAUGAUUCAGUGCUAAAUAAAUUAUUAAUAACAAGAGAAAUGCAACAGUUUGCACACGAGACAGUCUUUAACGAAAGAAAUCAUCAAAGUAAUAUCAUAAAAUAUAUGAAAAAAUAAGGUUGUUUAUUUCAAUGUUUCAGAAUAAAUCGCUGGAAAACAAUAAUUUUCUUACUCUGACUGUUUUAAAUACAUUCAUCAGUGAUUUCUUUCGUUCAGGCUGCUUAACAUCAGCUUCUUACGAUUUUUUCUCAGUGGUGCUUAUUCCAUCAAAUGUCAUCAGGGAUUUUUUUCAAAAUAUAAGCAAAUUGUGAGAAUGAUAAAGAAAAUCAAACUCAUUUCACGUGUUAAAUCACGUCUGUAUUCUUCGAUGUCCAAAUAACUAUAAUUUCUGGUAAUCCAAUCUACUAUUUGCUCACACAAAAAAAUACACUUUUAAAGACUUCAGAUGUUGUAGACUCGUUGAUUUUCAUUGCAACUAGUAGGUAAUAGAGCUAGUUUGGGAAAUUUUCUGAAUACCUCAAAUUUGUAUGUUUUUCAUCAGAAACAAAAUGUUGCUUCAUUUUGUUUCGUUCAUCAUCUGUAUAUUAUUCUAGUGUAUUAUCUAAAUCAAUUAAUCGUAAUCGUUUAUCUUUGAUGUUAAUUUUGUGAGUGUGGUGAAAUAUUGUUACUUGUUUAUUACAGAACUGUUACUCUUAAUCGUGUUUCUAUUGAGAUUUUUCAUAUUUCUACACGAGAGAAUGUUUCUUUUCACUUGUUUUUUUUAAGGCAUUUUUUUAUCUGUGUCUGACUGAGCAUUAAAUAUGUGGCAUUGGAUUCUUCUAUUUAUCUAAAUUAUGGCCAGUAUUAAGGAAGAUAAAAUCUGGUUCUCGUAGCAUAAAUAUAAUUUUGAUGGGCUAAACUUUACUUUAAAAUGUCACAAAUAAAGACGAACAAAGUUUUAACUUCCAGAAAAAAAAGAUAUAUAUGUAUAUAUAUAAAUAUCUAUACAUAUAUAAAUAAUAUAAAUAUAUAGCAUUCUCUGAUUGUGUACAAGCUAAUAUAAAAAUAUGGCACAUUGAAGAAUUAAGCCCCCAAUGCCUGUGUGUAUAUGUAUUUUGUGUGUGUAUGUAAUUAUCAGAGCUGUAAUAAUAAUUGUAAUGUGUUUCGUGUUUCCAGGUAAAACCAUUUUAGACAACAUAUGAUUUUUUUUUACCAUGUCAAUUCACAACAGUUCAAAUACCCAGUGUUUACAGUUUUAAAUGAGUUAUAUUUUUGAAAGAAAAUUGUUGACCAUAGACAAGAUUGAUACUGUGAUUUACGAUAUUUGAAAUACAAUUAAAAUGGCUCGUGUCAUUUUAAAUAUCAUAUUGUGCCCCCGAAUAUAUUUGAACUGUUCUCUUUUAAUUGAAACAACUUGUGAAUUGAUACAUUCACUUUUAAUGGAUCUGUUCAUCAUAUAUUUGAUAUCAUCAGAAAUGUUUGUGUUUGAAAUCUGUGUGACUUUUUUUUCGUAGAUAUAAAAACACUUUCUGAUACCAGAAACACUUUUAUUAAAGUGUCGUAUGCCCAAGGUGAUAUUUUAAAUAUAAACCCCUUAAUACAUUCCUGUAAAAAUAGAUUUUUUUGGAAUAUUUUCCUGUCCCUUAUUGCAGUGGGAAUUAUUAAGUUUUGAUUUUAGCCUUUAAAAGUCUGACGUGUUGUCUUUUUCACCCCCUUAUUUCCAUUUUUAUUUUAAAAGAAGUAAAUUCUCAGGAAUAUUAUUUCAGUAUAGAGGUUUUGUUUAAUAUCAUUAUAAAUAAGUAGUAAAUAUUAUCUCAAACAUACUACAGUGCCUUGCUUUUAAAAGUUAUCACUUUAAAGCCUAUUUUCUCAAUGCUUUUUAUUUCUUUAUAGCUAUUAGUGAAUUUCAAAUAAUUUCUUUUGAAGUCGUUUUGUUUAAUUGUUUAUAAAAGGCGUAGUCUUUUAAUUGAUCUCAUAAACAAAGGGAGUUAUAUGAAACAUCUCUUUUCAUAAACCUUUUGAAUAAUACUUGACUCAUUUAGGUUUUAUUGUGUCAUAUCAAUGGAUUUAGUGACUUUAUUAUUAUUUUUUUAUUUAUUAAAGAAGUUAGCUUUAUGAGGCUUUUAGAUUUAAGUUAAUUGUUUAUUAAAUGCUUGUUAACGAGAAAACUCAGUAAUUCUUGCAAAGAGGAAUAAAGCUUUAUUGCUAUUCAUUUAUGAGAAAUUAUGCUCAUAAAUUGUACGUGUAUUAUUUCUGAAAUUCAAAAUCUAUUAUUCUAAAUUGUACUGAUCUGUUUUAGUUGAAACAAAAAUUUCUUACUUUUCAUAUAUUUUAAUGCAAUUAAAAUCUCUCCCGUUAUAGUUUUAAUAUAAAUUAAAUAAUAUUUAAUAUAAAUAAUAAAAAUAAAUAAAUAUGUUCUGUUAAAUGAAUAUGAAUGUGAUAGCUUGUUUAAUUAUUCUUCAAUUGUUAGAUUUUAUUUCAAUAAACUAUCAGCUAAAAGGAAUUUCUAAAUUGGGAUAUUGGAAGUCAUUCUUUUAUAUUAGAUGCUAACGAGCAGAUAUCUAUUCAGCUAAGAUGUUAAGUCUUGUUAAACAAGUUUGACCUCUAAGCUAGGACUGUACUUAAGAUUCAAGUACUCCAUGCAUAUAUACCCUCAAAAACCCCAAUCCCUGUACUUGUAUCUACAGUGUCAAACACUGUCUAAACAGAAGAUGGAUUAGGUAUGGGCAUUUAAUGCCAAUUUCCCCCUUCCUUGUAUGAUUGAAUGACCAUUGAAUGACGUGAGUGAUUUGUACAUAGAAUUUUCGUUGAAGCGGGCUUUCAUCUGGAUUGGAUGUAUUAGAAGGAAUGCAAAAUUGUUUGUUUCCUUUUUAUAAUAAUUCCUUAAAAAUUUUAGUUAUGCCAAUUAGCUUCUAACAAAAUAUUCAAGCUGCCAUGUACCUCUCAAGGGAAACUCAUAAUCUGUUUACUCUUAAUAAAUUGCUUUUGAAUAAAAAAAAAAUUACUAUGUUAUUUAAGGUAUAAAAUAUUCAAUUAGCUAAACAAAUCUUUAAUACCUAUUUCGUAGCAUGAAAUAUUGCGAAUUGAAUAAAAGAGCUUGUUUUUUUUUUCUUCGAAUGGCGCUAUUUAACUCUUUUAAUCUGCAAUUCCCCUUCCGAUUAUCGAAUAAAAAGUUAAAGGUUCAUUAAAAAGUUUUAAUCCUCGAUUUCUUUGUUCGCGCUUUUAAACCUAAGAGCUUUUGAGAAUUUUGCAUCGGUAUUAAGUACUCUUAAUGCAAAGCUUCUCUAGUUCAUUCGACUUGUUCUGAGAGCAUUAAAAGUGAAGUUAAAAUUGCUUUUUGAGAGUAAGUUAUUUGCAGUUUAUUCAUUUUGGCCAAUUAGUUGUAGCUUAUCGUACCAUAGUUAGAUAAAAGUACCAUUAGAAUAAUUAGUACCUUCAAAGUUGAAGAAGGCUGGAUUUCAGAUAUUUUACAAAAUAAUAAGAUUUUGAGGAAAAAAUUUCCGCCUAAGAAGGAAAACUUUAAAAACAUUUUAAGGAAUAUUUAAUUCGAUCAUUUUUGUUACUGUUUAAACUUUGUAUAUCAUCUAUCAAAACGUUUUACCAUGCGUAAUAACAGGUUAUUGAGGGAAGGCGACUUGCAACUACAAACUUCAAAAUUACUGGGUACUGCCACCUUGUGACCAGAUAAAUUUUGAGAAUAACCCAUGCAUUUUGCAACUAUUUGGCCGCUUUAAAAGCAUUCCAGAAGCUUUCUUACAUCCCCAAAUGCGACUAUUAAUUUCUUCUACAUCACGAUCCAUCUCUCAUAAUUUUUUUUUUUCUCAAAUUCAUUCCGUUGCGUUCAAUCCAGCUCUUUUAAUGCCUUUCGAUAAAAAUGAGUGUUACUUGACACCGUUUUAAGCUAUAUCGCUAUUUUAUUUUAUCUAUGCAAAUUUUGGGGAGAGGUAAUAUAGUCAGCAGCACAAUUUUUUACUUGGAAGAAAAAAAACUUUUUGUUUCCCCACCUCUUCUGUUAGAUAUGUAAUUGAUGCGAAGAUGGGUUUGGUGUGAACAUAACCCCUGUUUAUAAAACAAGCGUUCAAAGAUUGUCUUAGAAGAAGUUUAGUACAGUGGUGGGUGUGCGAAACGAUUAAUGCUUAAGGAAAAUGUAUUUGCUAAACGUGUUAGCAACCAUCACGUUCAUAAUUACUAUGCGUGACGAAUAGUAAACUUAGCUAGCUAUUAUGAUAUAGGAUAUUAAACGAUCUUAAGAAACGUGAGGUUUAAGGUAGAGUGAAACAUUAACAUUACGUUUCUAAAAUAUAUCUCCCAAGAGAUAAUAAAGAGUAUCCCUUAAAAUUAAACUAGGAUAGAAGGGGCCACCCCCAAAGUGAGUCCUCAUAAAUUUUAAUUAAAAAAUAAAAUGAUUUUUGAAAAUGAAUUGUAGGCAAUGAAAAAAGAUGGCGUCGUUAAAGUGAUUUUAAUCAUCCUUUCCGUCUAGAAAUGAUUUUUCGUUAAGUAAUAUGAAAAGAAAAGGUGUUAUUAGAAAGCCUUCUUCAUUUUCUUUACUUUGAUACUUGAUCACAACUGGUUAGAUGAUAAGUGGUGUUCUCAUUUUAAAAGGCGCUGUUUCAAAAAGUAAACAAGUUUACCCUGGGAAAAAUCCAUUGUAAUGCAAAUUCCACGUUUUCAGACUUUGAGAGUCAUUAUCUGAAACAAAAGUAGAUUUUCUCUUCUCUUGUUACUGUGGCUUGCUUCUAAUUUCGUGUUAGUUAGGGACCGAACCAGAGAAGAUGUUCUUCAUAAAAGGACUUUUCUAUUUGGAGCAAAUCGAGAUGUACUAAGGGAUGCGCACAGUCUUUUGUCUUCGUCUUUUCGAAUGCAAAUCUUUUGAUUAAUCUUGUCUGUGCAACAGAUCACUUCGCUCAGACAACAAUUAAAUAAUUAACUGCUUGUAAGACAGAGGGACAUUGUUUCCGCCUUUAGGGAAAUAAUUUCUUUAGAAUGAGUUUUUAUAGUUUUCCCUCCAGAGAUUCUGCUAAAAAUCUGGCUUUUUCCACAUUUAUUUUGUAGUUAGAUUUUCUCAUUACUUUUCUUCUUUGUCUCAACUAAAACGAACGUUAAACUAACAAAUAGUUUUGAACUUUUCAAUUAUCUAACGUCAACUUAGGGUUUCAGUUUAAUUUUAAAGCAAAAUAAUUGUUUUACGCUGUUUAGGAUUUAUUUGAAAAUUUUUACUUUCAUGGAGUUAGAUUGGGAUUAUUUUUUUUUUCAUUCAGUGUUUUGAAAUUGAAAUUUAGUAUAUUUUACUUCUUAGUUCAACGAUAUUUUAAUGAAAUAAUAAAUGCAUAAAACUGGUUAAAAAGUACAAACGUCACCGAUAUCAGGUUUUGAAAUUUAAUCUUAAUCAAAUAUGCAUGGCAUUUAUAAACUUACGAAGUAACUCCACUACCCAGUUCUCAAUAACAACUAUAGUAACAUUAAGAUUCAUUUUGAAGUUCUGUUUCCCUGUUUACUUAGAGAGGUACAUGACAGUGAACUCUUUGUUAAAGCGGUACUAUGUCAAAGCUUUUAUUGACAAUAAAUAGCCACCUUAUAUGUGAAAAGCCAAAAGGGAACCUUCAAUCUUGCUAACUUGUUGGCGAAACUGAAGAGAUCAGUCAGAAAUGGUUUUUCAUUUUUGGAGCCAUAAAAACCUGCUUAUGUAUGUUUAAACGUUUAAAUACAAUAUUCGAAACAAGCAUAUUUUAGUAAAUCCUCUUUAAAAAAACACCAGACGUAAUAUAUGUAAAAAAAUAAAUAAAUAAGUAUUAAAAAUUAUAAGAUUAAUCACCAGAUUUUACCUCAAAACUUUUGAAUCUAGAAAAAAUCAUCUUCUCCCAAAUUUUAUCCAUGGCUUUUAAUUAUAUUUUUUUAAUAUUUUAAACAAAAUUUAUGUAAUUAUCACAAGUUUAAUAAAAUAAAAUAACAGAAUUUAAUUAAUAUUAACCAGAAAUAAAUUUUUUAAACACCUUAUUUUGUUAUGUUUGACCAUUUAAUAACCAUUGUAGAAAUUGACAAAAUUUCGAUUUACUGUUACUUUUAUUUUAAAUUGCAGUUAUUCAGAUAUUUCCUACAAUAUUAAAAUUUUUAGAGACGAUGACAAAAUAAAUAGUUUACUAAUAUUUUAUCCUCGAACAAUGGAGAAAUUCUAGGAUUCAAUAUGAAAAAAAAGUAUUAUGAAUUUUAAAAGAAAUAUUUCAUUGUAGAACUGUAAAACAUAAUAUAUAUGAAGAAAAAAAAAAGAAAUAACCUGCAUAAAACAGUUAAGACAUUUAAAAAUAUCAAAAUAAAUGUUGUUAGAAAAAAAGUAUAAUUUAAUGUUUUCCUCUAUUUAUUUCUCCCUGUAGUCUUAAAGAAUAAUAUUGUUAGACGUUUUCACACAUAUUUAAUAAUUAACUCGUGUUUUGUUUCCUCUUCGUUGGUAACCUUAAUUAUUAUUGCAGUAUAUGUUUGGUCUUUGUUGCACUUUUUAGACUUAAUUAAUGUUCUAAGGCAAAUAUGUUUGUGAUAUUCUAAAGCUUUGCCAUACUUCAAGUGUAAAAUGAGUUUAAUAUAUUUGUUAAUAUAUACAUAUAUAUAUUAAUUUAAUCAACAUGUAUGACAAAUCUUUGUUGAUAUAUUUAAAUAUAUUGAAUUAAACCAAAUAGAAUUCCCCGAAUCUGAUUUUGUAUUUUACAUUAAUAUUCUCUAUUUUACUUAUUGCAUCUUUUCAAUAAUCAAGUUGUUAAAUUUAUAAGUUUGAAAUAACGAUUUUUUUUUUUUUGUUUUAACUGUAUUUAUGUACAUGUACAUAUUUUUAUCCCCAGCUUUAAACCAAACUACCUAUUUUUUAUUUGCUCAAUGAUAUUUCUGUUUUUGUCUCCUGCAUUUUUGUACAUGUGAAUAUUCUACAACUAGUUUUUCUUUCGAUGUGAUUAUUAAUACACAUAUUAUUUGUACGCUGUCAUAUAAUAUAUUCGUACAUAAGUGCGCAUAUAUUAAAUUGACAUUUUUACGCAACUGCAUGUUUGUCUGCGUAAAUAAUGUAAUAUUUACUGUGUUUUAUUAAUUCUAGAAUUUUUACACUAAAUUAUUCGACCGUAAAUGUCCAAAUAGAAAACAAAAACAAUAUUUUAAAAACAAUUCCUUUAAGUUCGUGUGCUAUUUUCGGUAAGUAAUUUAUGAAUUAAACUCGUACAAACAACAUGGCAGGAAUUUGUGACAUGUAAAAAGUCCAGUUUGUUAAAACAUGUUAAUCAUCAGCUUUAAGUAGUUUUUGUCAUAGAUAUUUGCACUAGCAAUAAUGUUGAUAUUUUAUAUUAGUGUUUGUGAGUUUCAUUAUUGGAAGUUUUUGAAAGGAAAGCAAUUAAUAGGCAGAACAGGAAGAAACAUGUUUUGGGGACACUGUGAUAAUCAGCUUGUUAGUUUAGCUUAUCAUUUCGUCGUCUAUAUGAAAUGUUUCGAUUCAUACACGUGUGAACGGCGAACCAAAUCAUGUGAAAUGUGUUUUAUAAAUGUAUAAUAUUUUUUUUUUUGGUGAUGUGUACAUGUUAGUACGUUGUUGCUGCAUUUGCGCUGUUUUGCGUCAUAUUUCAAACAUUUUAUCUCCAUAAAUACUCAGCUUAUAUUCCCUUAUUACCCAUUAACGACUUAAUGUUUUUAAAAACAUAAUAACAGUAGAGGUAUUUCGCAAAACUUCCACGGAGUCUUUUAGAUUAUUUUUUUCUGAAAAUCAUAAAAAAUACAACUCAGGCAGAUCAACCUCAAUUGUAUAUGCAAUAAAUAAAGAAAAGUUUUUACAACAUCAAAACCUCAAUUAUCCUGUUGUAAGCAAUCAAUUUAUUUCCUGCAUCUGGCGACAAAUAGUUGUCGAAUCAACCUCAGUUUUAUUUGCCAUAAAUAAAAUAUUCAGAGAUGUAUUUUAAGAUGUAUCAUAACCUCAAGCAUCCGGGUGUUAACAGUCAUUUAAAUUCCAUACAUUUGGUGAAAAGGGCAGAUAAGGCAACCUCAAAUUUAUAUACAAUAAAUAAAAUAUUCAAGCAAAGUUCUUACAACAAUAGAACCUCAAGCAUCCUGUUGUUAGCAAUCAUUUUAUUUCCUACAUCUGGUGACAAAAUGUAGGAAUCACGGUAAAUUUCUCUCUUGUCAGGGAAGAUUGUGAUACAUAAUUAGUUUCAUUAAUAAUCCAUGUGAUAGACUUAAAAAUGAUGGAUACACCCUGCAAUAUAGUUCAUUUUUAUAAGAUUUUAGUAGUUUAUUACUUAUCCAAAUUUAUGUUGGCUGUGCUUCAGUCUAUUGAUUUGUUAUUACAGUCAAUACGAAGUCAAAUUAUAUUUAAAUGUUACUGUUAGAAUAAAUUAUAAUGUUAGAAACAUUUUGUUAGAAACCUUGUGAUUCAUAAUUUAAAAUGAUUCCAUAUUGAUUACUUCUAAAACUUUCUCAAUCGUGGCCAGUGCAAUCUGUUAGUCAAUCAGUUGAAGUAUAUUAUUCGUUAAAAUUAGCAACUUUUAACUAAGUAAUUUUCUGAUUUUUCUUUGAAAAUUUUAAUAUGCAGUGAUUGUUCUUGUAAACAUUUUACCGACGGAGAGAAAUUUUUAAACUUGUACAUAGCUAAAGAGUUUUAACCUGACUUCAUGUAUAGUUGAAAUUGUCCGUGAAAAGUUGGAAUGAUGUGAAAGUGUAUGGACAGAAAAUAUUUUAAAGUUGACAACCUGUUUAUUUGCUUUUUCCAUAAUUUUUAAGGGUCGAGAGAAAUUAUAACUUCUUACCUCAUUUCUGCCUUCUUGAAGUUAGAGAGAAAAAUGCAUUGUAUGCAAAAAGAAGUAGGAACAUUCUUCAUUUGUAUAGUUCUAUUUUUAAUUUAAGUUUGUAUGACAAAACGAAUGAUGUUCAGGGAAUACUUCAUUGCUCAAUUUAUUCAAAUAUAAUUUUUUUAGCUGCAAAGAAUUUUUAGAAAAUUUGUUUAUUUUUUAAGAUAAAACUAUUUUGACUAGGUGGCUUUAAGAUCUUUGAUGUCAAAGUAGUUUUCACGAUUAUGCAUUCCAUAUGGUACAUUUAAUCGUGGCAACGCUAAUGUCCACCUCCUUGAUCACCUCAAUUAGUACUUACGAGAAUUACCUCAUUUGAGCGGUGCCAUCGUGAAAAUGUCAGUACCUCUUUGAAUCUUGAACGUAUGUAACAACUGUGAUUGUCGAAUUGCGUAGGACCCUUUCUGCUGAGUAUUUAUGGAGGAUCAUCCGCAACAAUUUUUUUUUCUUUUCAAUUGCGCGAUCCAAACUGUGUUUAAAAGUAUUUAUCCAAAGCGCUGCGCUGGAUCAAUUAAUUUGAUCCAUAGAAACAAACAAAAUAAUGAGCUAUAGAGUGAAUUUAAAAAAAAAAUCCAUUUUGCUCAGCGAUGAUCGUGAUCUUAUUGUUCUUAAAUAUUUAAAAUUGAUGAAUGUAUCACAGAAAGAAAAAAAAAUAUAUCUAAAUGAAUUUUGACACGAGUAGUUAAGCGAUUUAAUUUUAUAAACUUGUACAUAGAUCAUACCCAUUGUAGUUUUGAACGUAGUACCCUUCUUUUGCCAUGUGUAACCGCAGAACCUCGAAGCUUGAAUUUUAUGACAUGAGAAGUUGUGAUGUAAAGGUCUAAAAGCAUUGAAGGUCUACUGCCAAAAAACCAUUAAUACGUAGAGUCCACAUCUUAUCAAUUAAGCACUUGUAUGUAUAUGUAAAUACUAUUAUUAUCAAACAAGUUGCAACUCACCAAUAUCUUUUCACUUAUAACCGGGACCUCAGGCUGGGUUGCGUUCUAAAUAAAUAGUCCAGGAACAUUAAUUUACUUGAUGUCUCUUUCCUAUUGUUAUAUCACGUAUUUUCAUAGCAUCAAUUGAUAAAGUUGCUGACAUUUAAUGCCAAACAAACCCCCAAACUCACGAGCUUCAAUUAAAGAUAAAGAUUUGUAGAUAUCUUUCAAUCUCUAAUAGUCUGUAAAAAAAAUCAACGGGAAAGAGACGUUAAGAGUUAAUUGAUAUUUAAGUAUUGAUUUGAUGGCUACAAAUUGAUGAUAUCAAUGUCAUCUCUUUUCAUAUAACUUUAAAGUUAACAGGGCUUAGUGAUGAGAUAUUGGAACAGCGAUCAAAUCAAUAUUUGCUUUUAAUUUGAUGCGUAUCAACGAAAUCAUCUACCAUGGUGAUAUUCAGGGAAAUGUUAUUCUUAAAAAUUGUACCUGGCAUUCACUUUAAAGUAAAAUAAAGAAAUUUAAUUAACCUCAGUUUAUCAUUGCCUCUUAUACAGCGCACAUAACAAAAUAAAACCUCAUAUGCCAUUUUUUUAAAAGAAAUAAAGCGUUUUAUGAAUCACAUAGCGAGUUGCAUAGAGUUUCCAUACAUCUUGCGCGAUCUUUAUCAUUUCCAAUUAUCGAUAUAUGGUGUUAUUUGGUGUCUUCAAUGUAAUGCGAAAUACUUUAAGUAUUUUCAAUAAUAUUAAUUUUAAGGCAUCGCUAAUAUAUUGACCCUUUAUCUCAUUCUUUGUUUUAAAACAUUAUUUCUUGUAUAUUUUGUCUUAAAUUUAUGUUACUGACAUUCUACAGAUUAUCACUUUAUUGUCCAUAUCUUUACAAUAUGUAUGUAGACGACUUGAAAUAAUUUGCAUAAUCAACUGUAUUAAUUCAUUACCUUUUUAUGAAUUCUUGUACGAAAGGAUAAAUUUCAGUUUUCUCUCAUUUCUGUAUAUCCAUAUACUUCUUUGUGAAUAACCUUUGUUUAUAAUAAAUAAUUGGUUUGUUGCAA